Molecule: messenger RNA, 339 nt
Organism: Parnassius apollo (apollo)
Lineage: Eukaryota; Metazoa; Arthropoda; Insecta; Lepidoptera; Papilionidae
Source: the annotation of a GenBank genome assembly
AUGUCACAUUUUUUGCGAGAGGAAGCAAUAUUAGAAGAAUUAGAAGCAGAGUACGAAUCAUCAUGUUCUGAGACUGAAGAUAUAGAAAAUGUCAGUAUUCACGAUACUGAUUCUGAAGAAGAUGCGAAUCCUUUUGAUCAUCAAUCACAUGAGUUAUCUCCGCUUGUUCAACCACUCGGAGUACGAAAUUGGCGAGAUCUUCAAGUAUCCCAUGAUUAUUUAGAUGUUCCAUUACAGUUUUUGCGAUGUGGGAGUUCACGGGCAAAGAUAAUAUUACAAAAUGGCAAGUUUGUGCGCCACCACAAAAUGUUAGGACAUCAGACAUCAUAUGAUGUCUGA